AUGGCAGGUGCAGUCACGACAUAUCUUGUUAUCCUCAUCCAAUUCCAAAAGGCUGAUGACACCAAAGAUGCAAGUAAUAUAUUGAAGAAUGCAACUCUUUUCCUGCAAAAUGUUUCAUCACUGCACAAUUCAACGGGCCUGAAGACUCCAUAG
This is a messenger RNA of Diachasma alloeum, 153 nucleotides long. RefSeq lists its product as uncharacterized. Bases 1 to 153 code for a protein of 50 amino acids. The transcript has a single exon. NCBI's taxonomy places the organism in Eukaryota, Metazoa, Arthropoda, Insecta, Hymenoptera, Braconidae. The record is from RefSeq and is a predicted model, not a curated record.